CCUGACUUCACUGUCGCUAUACCAACUCGACUUGACUUCACAUUCUUACAUACCAUCUCUACCUCCGUCUCUCUCUCGUGUCUAUCUGUCAAACCACUCCCCGCAUUGUUCGGUUCAGCUGCCACCGUCAUCAUUCUAGAUUUCCAUCCCCACAUCAACCAACCAUCUGGUAUUUGGAACCGAAUACCGCCAGAAACAUACAAAUUGUGUGAACCUCAACCAUAAAUACCUUCCUAGGGAAAUAAAAUCACACGAGUAUCACUUCCCAUCUUAUCGACAACUUUGCAGACAAGAAAAACAUUCGCCAGACGAUCAAAAUGUAUACGACUCAAAAACCACCGACAAUCCUCCUCGUACUUGGAUUCUUCGUCUUGAUCGCUCCACUCACGUCAUCAAGUCCGUUGAGAUCAACCACAACCACAGCAAAAUCCCUCGACUCGAAUUCAAUGGGAUAUUGUUCUAGACUUUGUCAGAGUUUGGACAAAUGUGAAACAACUUUCGGUCAACGUCAACGUCCACGUGGACGUGGUAGAGAUGGUGCGGACGACCUGUGCGGCGGUGAACUACCCGAAUGGUGUUCCGACGUGCCUGGAUGUGAUCAAUACUUUUUGCAGGUCACACCACCACAGCAACAGCGAGAACAACAACGGCAACGUCAUAAUGACCCGAGUCCGACAACCAAAGUCAAGAUUGACGGACCAAUUUUACAUAUCGAGGAUGAUUAUGAUGAAAAAGUCCACAAAAAAUCAUGUGCGUCCAUCUGUGAUGAUUAUUGGUACUGUUCACGUCGUGACCCUUGGGGGGAACAAUAUUGUGGUACGAUCCCUUCGAGUUGCAAGAACGAACCGAGGUGUAUCAGUUUGGAUUCGAAUUCCCAAUCUCACCGAGACGCCAAAAAGUAUCCUGAUGGGGAGCUGGGAUGGGGAGAAGAUGAGAAUGACGACGACGUGAGUGAUGAGAAGGAGACAACCAUGGAACCAAAGCAAAAUCAAAACCAACAGCAAGAGAGGAUCAAAGAGGUCGAGUACGGACGUUGGCGGGAAGAAGAGGACGAGGACGAGGACGACGAGGUAGGAGAUCUUUAGAGGAAACGAACCGAAGAAAACGACAGUGUUUUGGGAGGUGAGAACCUUUUGAAUAUUUUCUGAGACGAGAGGAUCCGUAGUACCAAAGAAGAAAGGAAGAAAC
Exophiala oligosperma is the source of this 1188-nucleotide messenger RNA. RefSeq lists its product as uncharacterized. Bases 318 to 1085 code for a protein of 255 amino acids. The record is from RefSeq and is a predicted model, not a curated record. Lineage: Eukaryota; Fungi; Ascomycota; Eurotiomycetes; Chaetothyriales; Herpotrichiellaceae. The transcript has a single exon.